This is a messenger RNA of Mya arenaria, 1782 nucleotides long. RefSeq lists its product as uncharacterized. The record is from RefSeq and is a predicted model, not a curated record. Bases 1 to 1782 code for a protein of 593 amino acids. The transcript is spliced from 3 exons. Lineage: Eukaryota; Metazoa; Mollusca; Bivalvia; Myida; Myidae.
AUGAGCAGGAGCAGUAUCAGGGGCAGAAGCAGGAGCAGUAGCAGUAGCUGUAGCAGUAGCAGUAGCAGUAGCAGGGGCAGUAGCAGUAUCUAUAGCAGGAGCGGGAGCAGGGGAAAUAGCAGGAGCAGUAGCAGGAACAGUAGCAGGAGCAGUAGCAGUAGCUGUAGCAGGAGUAGGAGCAGUAGCAUCAGCAGCAGCAGCUGCAGUAGCAGGAGCAGGGGCAAUAACAGGAGCAUGAGCAGGAGCAUGAGCAUGAGCAAGAGCAUGAGCAGGAGCAGGGGCAAUAGCAGGCGCAAUAGCAUGAGCAGUAGCAGGAUCAGUAACUGUAGCAGGAGCAGUAACAUGAGCAGUAGCAGGAGCAUGAGCAGUAGCAGGAGCAUGAGCAGAAGCAGGAGCAGUAGCAGGAGCAGUAGCAGGAGCUGUAGCAAGAGCUGUAUCAGGAGAAGGGGCAGGAGCAGUAACAUGAGCAGUAGCAGGAGCAUGAGCAGUAGCUGUAGCAGGAGCAGAAGCAGGAGCAGUAGCAGGAGCUGUAGCAAGAGCUAUAUCAGGAGCUGUAGCAGGAGCAGGAGCAGUAUCAGGAGAAGGGGCAGGAGCAAUAACUGUAGCAGGAGCAAGAGCUGUAGCAGGAGUUAUAGCAUGAGCAGGAGCAGUAUCAGGGGCAGGAGCAGGAGCAGUAGCAGUAGCAGGGGCAGUAGCAGUAUCUGUAGCAGGAGCAGGGGAAAUAGCAGGAGCAGGAGCAGGGGAAAUAGCAGGAGCAGUAGCAGGAACAGUAGCAGUAGCAGGAGCAGUAGCAGUAGCUGUAGCAGGAGUAGGAGCAGUAGCAUCAGCAGUAGCAGCUGCAGUAGCAGGAGCAAUAACAGGAGCAUGAGCAGGAGCAAGAGCAUGAGCAGGAGCAGGGGCAAUAGCAGGAGCAAUAGCAUGAGCAGUAGCAGGAUCAGUAACUGUAGCAGGAGCAGUAACAUGAGCAGUAGCAGGAGCAUGAGCAGUAGCUGUAGCAGGAGCAGAAGCAGUAGCAGUAGCAGGAGCUGUAGCAAGAGCUGUAUCAGGAGAAGGGGCAGGAGCAGUAACAUGAGCAGUAGCAGGAGCAUGAGCAGUAGCUGUAGCAGGAGCAGAGGCAGGAGCAGUAGCAGGAGCUGUAGCAAGAGCUAUAUCAGGAGUUGUAGCAGGAGCAGUAUCAGAAGAAGGGGCGGAGCAAUAACUGUAGCAGGAGCAAGAGCUGAGCAUGAGCAGGAGCAUGAGCAUGAGCAAGAGCAUGAGCAGGAGCAGGAGCAGGGGAGGAGCAGUAUCAUGAGCAGGAGCAGGAGCAAUAGCAGGAGCAGAGCAGAAAGAGGUAGCAGGGACAUGAGCAGGAGCAGUAACAGGAGCAGUGGCAGUAGUAGAAGCAGAAGCAAUAGCAGGAGCAAUACCAGGAGCAGUAAAAGGACCUGUAACAGAAGUAGGAGCACUAGCAAUAGUAGAAGCAGGGGCAUUACAGGAGCAGGAGCUGUAUCAGGGGCAGGAGUAGGAGCAGUAGCUGUAGCAGUAGCAGGAGCAGGGGCAGGAGCAGUAGCUGUAGCAGGAGUAGGAGCAGGGGAAAUAGCAGGAGCAGUAGCAGGAACAGUAGCAGUAGCAGGAGCAGUAACAGGAGCAGGAGCAGGGAAAAGGAGCAGUAGCAGCAGCAGCAGCAGCACCUGCAGUAGCAGGAGCAGGGGCAAAAACAGGAGCCAUAGCAUGAGCAGGAACAGGAGCAGCAGGAGCAAUAGCAUGAACAGGGGCAGGAGCAGGAGCAGUGACAGGAGCUGA